Oncorhynchus nerka (sockeye salmon) is the source of this 2748-nucleotide messenger RNA. Its product is annotated as FHF complex subunit HOOK interacting protein 2A-like. The transcript has 5 exons. Lineage: Eukaryota; Metazoa; Chordata; Actinopteri; Salmoniformes; Salmonidae. The record is from RefSeq and is a predicted model, not a curated record. The coding region runs from base 1548 to 2366 and encodes 272 amino acids.
UUUAAUUUCUGUAGAACGCUGUCAAACCUCAAAGAAUGGUUCAAUCGAGGUCGGGGACAAUUGGGCCCAACUUGACGUUCAAUAUAAGUUAGCCAAGUAACUAGCUAGUUAGCUAACUGUACUGCAGUUACCCAUGUAAUAGCCUAGCUAAUUAGCGUAGCUCUGUUAGCUUUGCCAGCUGUGGGCCCGUCUGCUGCUAAUGUUAACAACCUAUGUCCUACAAAGCCUGGCAAGCUAAAGCUUUCCCUGUUUUCCGGGCUUGUUUUUGUUCAAGCAACGCGAUUGGAAUUAUUCGCGAAAGGUGUUAGCUAGCUAGCAAUAACAUGCAUUCAUUCAUUCAUAUUUGCUAUCCUAAUUGUUAUAACUGUUAGCUAACUAGCUAUUUAAUGCUAACUAGUGGCUAGCGUUAGCAUAUCUGACGUGUUGAUGCUGAUGUCACAUGAGCUAACGAGUUGAGCUAGCUGCUGUAACGUCUAUGAAUAGAUAGCUGAUUCUGAUACGUCUCUGCAAUCUGGUACCAGCCUUCUGCCGUAUGGGCUUCCUGUAUAGCGAGAAAGGCAAAGGAAUUGUUGUGAUGUAGACAUGUUAGUUAUUCAACUGGUCGACGUUUUCAUCUGCCGUCAAACGUGAGCUGGUUUCAAUCAGUGGCGGAUUUCUCCACAACCUUGUUAAUGUGACUUCACUUAUCGAUGUUGUCCAAACAAGAUUGACAGUAUAAAAUAGCUACCGAUUGUUACACUAGAUAAUAUGAUUUAACCAAAGAUUUUUGGUAUCCAUUAUUGGGAGUUACAGGAUGGGCACUGACUUUACGACCAACCUUAACGUGUCAACUUGAAUUGAGAACGAAGAUAGUCUUAUCUUCUAAAAUGUCCGUGUCUAGAUGCAGAUGUUGUGUUUGACUUUAGAAAAUGCUCCGUUAAAAUCGUCUUCUUUUUUUGCUCCAUGAAGUAAUCCAACAAUAUGUACACCGCCAUUUUGUCUAUUUCAAAUUAUCUCACUUUGAUCGAGACAGGUGAGCGUCAUUAUGACUGCAGCACUUUGGGGUGGACCCACCUGUCUCCUCUUCUGUUUCUUUGUGUGGCUUUCUGGCAGACUAGACGAUGUGUUGCGUAUUUCUGCCUUAAGCAGGUUUGCCCAUUUGCAACCCCCCCCCAAAAAAAAAGGGACAUGGGAAAACCAUCUAACCCAGCACCUAACAAUAUCUCCAAAACCACCACCCCAUCCCACUACUUUGUCACUAAACGACCCUACACCAGGCCAUUGGCCUGGGCGGCUGGAACCCCUUCUCUCAAAACCUUCCUUUAGAAGUACUAAAAUCUCUCACCCCAAAAUAAUUAUUUGCUGCUGCAACUUUUUUUUACCACAUCUAUCUUCUGCAAUUUCUGCUCCAUCAGCGCAGUGCUGUUUAUCACCAUGACUAUAAACGCAAGAAAUCCAACCUUACUAACACGCAUCCUUUUUGGAUCAUCCUCUUCAGACCUACUCACUCAGGGGCUCCCAGUUGAAUCACUCACCCUUGGGCUACCCUCUGGACAUUCCUGCACAGCAUGCCAAUUGCACGCUCCCUCAACGUUGCGCCUUCACUGCCCUUGCAGGAGGACUUUGUGUAUCACUGGAAGGCCAUCACACAUUACUACAUAGAGACAUCGGAUGACAAAGACCCAGUGACAGACACCAACAUCCCGUCUCAUCUGGAGCUGAUGCUGGACAUCCUGACGCAGGAGGAGUCAGAGAGAGAUUCUGGAGAGACUGGGCCAUGCAUGGAGUACCUGCUGCACCACAAGAUCCUAGAGACCGUCUACACCCUGGGCAAGGCAGAUCAGUGUCCUCCGGGAAUGAAGCAACAGGUCCUGAGUUUCUACACCAAGCUGCUAGGACGCAUUCGCCAGCCUCUUCUGCCCCACAUCAAUGUCCAUAGACCUGUACUGCAUCGACCACAUGACCCUGCUGGAGGGGGUGAUCCUACUGGAGGAGUUCUGCAAGGAGCUGGCUGCCAUUGUCUUUGUCAAGUUCCACACAUCUGCCUCCAGCUCACCCUAACCCAGCUGCCAAGACCAGGCAGGCAAGGCAAGACUGGACCCUCGGGGGGGAAUGGCAAAGAACAGGAUCAACAAACCACUGAUUACUUACCCACUGGUCAUCCCUAUAUAGGUUUUGUCCCAAGGACAUACUGUAAGCAGGACACGUUUCAUCAAAUGUCUCGGGGCUCCACUACAGAGAAAGUAUUUUGCCCCUGCUCUACCCAGUACAGUACAGAACAGUAUGACUGGCCACCGGGGAAGGCACUAGAGUCUUCUUCUCAGGGUGAGGAAGCGGAUGGAUGCAGAAGAGAGGGGACAUCCUCUGGACGGUUUGACCUGGGCUAGGCAGGGCCUGCGGAGUCCCUUCAUGCUCUCUCUCCGUCAUUAUCUUUCUCGCCAGCCAAAACAAGAUGGUAGCCCCUUCACUAUGUGUGUCGAGAGAAGAGGUUUAUUGUGUAUUUGUGCGUGUAUCUAUUUCUGGAUUUCAGAAUGCCUUAGUGUUGGAUUAUUACGACUGUUCAGUUAGUUACUUUUAGGGGAUUGUUUCCUAUUGAAACAUGUUAUCUUUAGCCCACAUGUCUAAUAUAUUCAUAUUCUGUCAGAUUAUCAAUGUCUCAAAAAGUCUGGGUGAAAUAUAGACAAAUUAGCCCAUCUGUUGUUUACCAAAAUCAGGUAAUUUACUCAAUUUGUUUGAAAACAAUUAAAAAGUUGUAUUUAUUUAACUUCA